Molecule: messenger RNA, 2244 nt
Organism: Blumeria graminis f. sp. triticale
Lineage: Eukaryota; Fungi; Ascomycota; Leotiomycetes; Helotiales; Erysiphaceae
Source: the annotation of a GenBank genome assembly
AUGCAAUCAUACCCUUCUCCCGGUGCCGUCGCCGCAGAUAGCGGUGCCCCCUUCUUUUCGUCGAAUAAUACUCCAGGCCAGCAACAGACAAGUCAACGUAACUCCGAUGAUCUUCAAAUGACCGCUCAACUUACUACUGGUCUCACGCCAGUGAUAAAUGUCACAACUGGUGGGCCAAUGUCAGAUGUGCAGGUUCAAAGAGGUCAAGGUCAGGUUGAUGUAAAUCAACAGUAUAAAAAUGAGCAGGAUCAUCAUGCCCAUUUACAACCAAGCCCAAGCUCAUUGGAUCAGAUUGGGGGACAUUAUGGAAAUAUAGACGGAUCUUUAGCACCAAGAAAGCGUUCUAAAGUAUCAAGGGCAUGUGAUGAGUGUCGCCGGAAGAAAAUUCGGUGCGAUGCAUCAGGCAAUCAGUCCGAAGAGUACUGCACAAACUGCAAGCGCGUAGGAGCGCGCUGUCAGUUUAGUAGGAUUCCGAUGAAGCGAGGUCCCAGCAAAGGAUAUAUUAAAGAGCUUGCAGAUCGCCUGCAUACACUAGAAGGCGCCAUGCACUCAGGAGAAAUAGUCCCUCAAUACUUACCUUCAACUGAACGACGAGGAUCCGAGGACUUUUCGCCAUCCUUAAGUACAGAAAAUAUGUCGAGAAAAAGAAGAUUUUCGACCACUGCAGAGUUUGGAGCUUACUUAACACAGCGACCAUUAGCAUCUUGGGAUACACCUUCACAGGAUGCCCCUCGUAACCUUCCUCAAACUUCCUCAGACCUUGCAUCUCCCCAGACAGCUUCCGCUGUCGCACACAUGUUCCGAGAGACCAACUACUCUCCAAAUGGUCUCCAAACAGCCAUAUGGCGAAACGAGCCAGAGCAACCGAGGCAGUCAAGUAGCUCAUAUGAUGAUCUUGACCAUGAUCAGGCUUCGCCAAAAAAAGAGAUUCAAUGGGAUCAUGGAACAUUAGACGCAUAUUAUAAUAUAAUUCAUACUACAUACAGUAUUCUACCCCACAGCAAAAAUAAGACCAUCGCUCAAUUACUAAGCUGUCCUGUGCCUCUUGGUGAAGCGAUUCAUGAGGCUAUCUCUGGUGCAGUGAACUCCUUCUCCAAGAAUAAUAGCACAUCAUCCGAUAUCACAAAUAUUCGAAGGUCAGCACGAUAUACCCUGCUCUCGUCACUUGAAGAUGCACCAUCGCGACCUCUAUGGCUUAACAUCAUCUAUUUGCAAACCAUGUUGCUGUUGGCAAUUGAGGUUGAGAAUAAUGCUCUCUGUCAUCCUAAAGCACAAUCUGGUCAUUCACGGUCGGUCUGGAUUAGUAAUACGAUUGGCCUCGCAUAUUCGAUCAAGUUAUUCUUGUACAAACCUGAUAGACUAAAAGACAUGGACCCAGACACUGAUGAAAAGGUUGCGCGUAGGAUAUGGUGGUCUUUGUUUGUGAUGGAUAGAUGGAACUCCGCUAGCACAUCCAGCCCGGCCUUGAUACCUGAUACAGCUUCUGUCCUAUAUCCCGAUGACUUGCCUCUGCUGGGAGAUGUACUGUGGAACUUAGCUCGCCUAUCAACUAUUUUAGGGCAUAUAUCCACCAUAAAUACUGUUUCCAACACUCUGCCACCAUUAAGUGUUCCCUUAGCUUCCGCCUACGGUGCAACUGUAAAGGGAGAACUGGAGCGUGUGCGAGAGAGUUUGCUAAGUACCUACUGCCAGCCUCUAGUAUUAAUGGCUUACUGGCAUCUUCGAAUUUUAGUUGAAUUACAACUAGUUGACUCUGAGCCCAAUGAUCUUGUCGAAAUUGCCGCUAGUGCCGUCGAUCACAUAGCUCAAAACCCUGAUUUUGUUAGCCCUUUGAGGAAUCAUUUCAUAUUUCUUAUAAUUCUCGCCCUUAUUGAUCUCCUCGACUACGAUAUGACUAGGUCUCAAUCCGAAAGUCAGCUCAACUUCAUUAUCGAAAAACCUCUGAUAACAACUGAAUGGCAGACCGUUGUUCGAACUAUGAUAAAUCGAAGGAAACUACAAACAUGCACCUCAUCAAAUAACCCCCUCCCCACGGAAAACGAGCAUCAUGUAGAUAUUGAAAAUCUAGUAAGACUAGCUGAUCUUGCCACUGCAGCCGGGGCUAGUCGAGAGCUUCCAGUUAUGAGCUCGGGAACCAUUGAAGAUAAACCCAAUAGCUCACCUUUUAGAUAUUACGGUCAUCUCCGUGAACAGGUCCGUAAUGGAUUUCUUUGUGCCUUUGCUGCGGAAACAUCAGAAGGAUGA